GACAACGCGGCGGCUCACGAAGGUUCCAUUGUUAUGCUAAACGGGAAAGUGGAGACCGCGCCGGCGUUGCCUAGAGAACGCCUGGACUCAGAGUAGCAAAAUGGGCCUCUCCCCAACUCCCCUCCUCAUCCCCCAGCACAAGGCAAAGGGCACCCCUUGCUGUGAGUUUGGGGGCACCGGCUGUCGGGGGCCGACCCAGAACUUUGCGGGGUCCCCUGAGGGACCCGUGGCGGGACCGGCCCCGGGUUCGUCAAAUUCCGCCGAUGCUUUCAGGAGGCUGAUUAAACAAACGACAAGAUUGGAGUGGGAAAUGAGAGGCUCUUAAAAGUGGAAGCUUUUUGUUUGUCCAUUUACAAGAAAUUGGACAAUGAAUCACUUCAGGAAGAUGGAGGUCAUCAACCUCACCACCCUACCUAUGAUACCAGUGGAUGAGCACCUGGCUGUCUCGCUUGUCGCACGGAAUACAAUGGUGAAGACUGUGAGGAAGGAGUUAGAGAACAAUCCACCCUCAUGCCUUAUUGGCUCCAUGCACCAGGUGAACCAAAAGAUUGCUGACAUAAAUCUGCGUACCGAGCCGUCGGCCAACAGCCUGGCAAUUGAGAGAUUUGAGUUGGAGAAGAAGGCUUUAAGAGAGAAAACUCGCAGCAGUCCAGAAGACAAAGGCAAAAACCUUUCCCUCAGCCUUGAUGCUCUUUUCAUGGGUCAAGAGACAAAGGAAAUCUCAGUAUUCCUGCAAAGGCUCCGAACUCAGACAUGCCAGAUCUUCUGUUAUAAAAAGGAAAACAGCAGAUAAAAAUCUGCUGGCAGAGCUGUACCAGUAUUCCAACUUCAACAGCUCCAAGCCAAACAAGCUUCCGAAUGGCGUGGACUUCUGUGACAUGGUGGGCAACGUGGUCCGGGCUGAGAGAGACUGCCUUAGUGGCAAGCAUUUCUGUUCAGGUAGAGAAUUAGAGAAGUUUCUCUCUUCUUCUUCUCCAAGAGCCAUCUGGCUGGAUAGCUUUUGGUGGAUAUUUCAUGAGAGGUACCAGCCAAACAAGGAGCUCCAGAAUAAUCUGUUUGACCGGAUAGCCCAGCACUAUGCCUUACUUUUGUUUCGUGUACCCAAGUCCCACUCUGAAGAGGCGCUCUUAAAAAGGCUGCCAUCACUUCUCAGCAAAGCCGUGUACACCAGCUUCUGUUGCUGCUUUCCACAGUCCUGGUUCGACACGCACGAAUUCAAGUCUGACAUCUGUAACACAAUGAGCCUGUGGAUUUCAGGCACCUAUCCUAGCCCACAGAGCUAUGACAGCUGGGACUACUCGGAACUAGACCCAGAGCGAUUCCGCAGAGAAGAAUUAAUGUUGUACAGAAGAAGACUGACAAAGGGUAAGAUAGCAGGGAGAGAGUUUUCUUUGUUUGCUGGUAAGAGAGCCUUCUCCCAGAAGCCAGCCCAGAGCAGGAAAUUCUACCACCCUCAGUCUUCUAGUGCAAAUUCACCCAGUGAAAAAACCUCUUCGGCCAAGCAGAACUCAGAAAAAAGCUUACGAAUGCAGAAUACUGCAAAAGAGCAUCAUUGUCAGACCCUGGUCUUGAAGAAACCUACGCAAGAAGUCAAGAGGAUAUCAGAAGCAAGAGAAUGUGAGAAUAUGUUUCCUAAAAAGUCGUGUGCUGCCUGCAAAAGCCCUGAGCUGACUUCAAACCUCUUCAACAUUUAUGGGAAGAGCCCUCUGAUUGUGUACUUUCUCCAGAACUAUGCCAGUCUGCAGCAGCACGGCAAGAAUGUGUUGAUAGUCAGAAGGGAAAAGACCACGAGCACCCCUGACUGCACCCCAACGUAUACUGAUGUCAUCAGCGAGACCCUGUGCAGCAUGAAGAAGCGGAAAGACAACCUCAAUCAGUUGUACCAGCAUCAUUGGACUGAAUGGAAUUAUUUUGACAAGCAUCUAAAGGAGCUGCAAGACAACUUCUCCAGGGAAAUGAAGAAUAUUGAUCCAAAAGCAGCAGAUACAAAAAAGGCAAACCACAUGUUCAUCCCACCUUCAGCCGUCAAUGAGGAAUCACCUGACAAGAAAACUAAGGGAAGUCUCCAAAGAGAAAUUGAGUUUAAGGGUUGUUCGAACAAAAACCAUGGGAAAGGUAGAAGUGUGAACAUGAGGGGAAAGGAGGAGAGGGAAAGAGAAGAGAAACAGAAGUUGAACAUUUCUUUCCACUCACUUCCAAGCCCUGAGGAGCUCCACAACCUAGAACCAGGAAGCGCCUACAGAAUCCGUGAUAUUUCUGCUACGAGGUGGAGUGGAACAAGAAAAUAAGAAAAUUGUGGCCAAAGACAGAAAUAGGAAUCAUGAUUUCUCCAUAGGGGAAGGAUUCCGUUGUAGUUUUUCCUAGGCUGAGUGAAAAGCAGGAGUAGAGAGUUGGUGCUUGGGUCACUACAUUUAUUCAUAGAUUUACUCUUUCAGUAUUUUAUUACGUGCAUGCUGGUAAGUAUGUUACAAAUAUGACCUCAUACAAAGGUAAAACUUUCAUACCAGCCGUAUGAAGUAGGGAUUAUCCACUGCAUUUUACGCAGCAGCAAGCCCAGGUUUAGAAAGGUUUCCGAAGUUCUCUGCUGUAGACACUGGGUAAUUAACAGUAGAUAAGACACAGUCCCUGUUCUCAAGGGAGUCACCAUCUGGUAGAGGGAAGACAGAUGUAUCAACACAUUAAAUGCUGUAAGUAUUGGACAGAGGAAAAAGAGAAAAGUGUUGUGAGGGAAAAGGAAAAUGGGCCUAGAGGAGUGCAAUUUUUUGUAACAAGCUUUGUGGAACUAUUAAUUUGAUAAUUUGAUAGGCGCUUCUAUUAUGCUGCCUCUGAACCUUUGCCUCCUGCUCCUCUAACCACUGGGAUUGCCAGCCUAUUUCCAAUAUGCCCUCUUUCUGCCUGGCAAACAUCUUGUCUUUUCUAAACUCAGCCCAGGGACAUGACAUCUGUAAUGUGUUUCUGUGUGACUCCCAGGCUUCUGCCUUCUUAACCUCUCACCUUCCAGCUCAUUUGAGUGAAUCUUUGUCCAAGAAUUGAGAGAAACUUUAUAGGUAAAGCAUGCACAUGUUGUCUGAUUUAAUCUAAAAUAGAAAUAAGAAAACAAAAAAUAAUACUGCAACUAGGGACACAUUUAGUCACUCCCAGUUCAUGAGACAAGGAAUAGUAAAGUUCAUUCCUACCAUAGCAAAAGUCAGGAUUUAAAUGUAAAUUAAUUUUUUUAAUUAAAAAAUUUUAAAUUAGGCCAGGCGUGGUGGCUCACACCUGUAAUCCCAGCACUUUGGGAGGCUGAAGUGGGCAGAUCACGAGGUCAGGAGUUCGAGACCAUCCUGGCCAACAUGGUGAAACCCCAUCUCUACUAAAAAUACAAAAAUUAGCUGGAUGUUGUGGCGGGCACCUGUAAUCCCAGCUACUCGGGAGGCUGAGGCAGAAGAAUCGUUGGAACCCAGGUGGCGGAGGUUGCAGUGAGCCAAGACCAUGCUAUUGCACUCCAGCCUGGGCAACAAGAGCGAAACUCUGUCUCAAAAAAAAAUUUUUUUUAAUUAAUUUUAACUAAAUUAAAUUUUUUAGAGGCAGACUCUCAGUCUGUUGUCCAGGCUGGAAUGCAGUGGCGCAGUCAUAGCUCACUGCAACCUCAAAUUCCUGGGCUGAAGCAAUCCUCCCACCUCAGCCUCCCAAGUAGCUAGGACUACAGGUAUGCCACCAUGUCUGGCUAAUUUUUAAAGAAAUUUUUUUGUAGAGAUGGGAUCUCACUGUGUUGCCCAGGCUGGUCUCGAACUCCUGGCUUCAAGUAAUCCUCCUGCCUUGUCCUUCCAAAGCACUGGGAUUCUAAGUGUGAGCCACCACACCUGGCCUGGAGUAUCUAAUAUUGUAUAACAUAAUAAUAGUAAUCAUAGGUGAUGUCAUUUAUUGAGUACUUAGUAUGUGCUGAGUGCUCUGCUAAGUCUGGUUUAGACAUUAUCUCAGUUAACCUUCCUGGUGUCCCCCAAGAUGGAUAUUGUUACCUCCAUUUUCUCCUAGGAAGAAACGGACUUGGGGGGGAUGAUUAGGUAUUUGCUAGAUGUCUAUUCUGUACCAUCCCUGCACUAGGCCCUGUGAAUACAGAGAUAAAUAAAGACACAGUCCCUGACCUUAUGGGGCUCACAAUCUGGAAAAAAGAGAAGGAUGUGUAAACCAAUAAAUGCAUUAAUGCUCCGAUAGAAAGCUGCGUGGAAUCUGAGAAAAACCAAGGCAGAUGAAGCCAGUGUGCCAGCAGCCCUUUGGGACAGAAGAUAUUUCACUGAGGGGCACAGGCACAGGGGUUGGUUUGCCAAAGGACCAGCAGCUGGGCUGAAGGGCAUAGGUUUUAUCAUUUGAGCUUCAAGGCACAAGGCAGUGACCUGGUCUGUGCUAGAACAGUUCACCUGUCACAGCCAAGAGGAAAGAAAUGGUGCAGAUGGCUGUUUGCCCAAACCAAGCAGCAGAUAAGCAGAUCUUGGGAAAUGUAGCUCAUCCCUCAGACACACAUCUUUACUUGAAUCCUGAGUAGAACUCUAGGUGACCCCCUUGGAGGCUAUUACUCAUGUAAAAGGGGAUGAAGGAAAGGUAAGAGAGAAGGAGCUUAGGCUUUGGCAUGAGAAAAUUUGGGCCUUUGAAUCCCUGCCCUGCUUCACCAUAUGGAUGUGUGACUCAGCAUAGUAGCUGUGCAUCUUGACCUUUCUGAACGUGCUUUCUUGACUGCAGAAAGGGAAUGCCUGCCUAGGAGGGUUGUUGUGAGGAUUAGAUGAGAUAAUUUGUGCAAAGUUCUUGGCACAGUACUUUUCACUUUGUAAUUGCCACAAGCUGUUAUUGUUGUUAUUGCUGUUAUAAAGUGUACUCUUCUUGGCCGGGUGCAGUGGCUCAUGCCUGUAAUCCCAGCACUUUGGGAGGCCAAGGCAGGUGGAUCGCCUGAGGUCAGGAGUUUGAGACCAGCCUGGCCAACGUGGCGAAACUCCAUCUCUACUAAAAAUACAAAAAAAUUAGCCGGGCACAAUGGCAGGUGCCUGUAACCUCAGCUACUCAGGAGGCUGAGGCAGGAGAAUCACUUGAACCCGGGAGGUGGAGGAUGCAGUGAGCUGAGAUUGCACCAUUGCACUCCAGCCUGGGUAACAAGAGUGAAACUCCAUCUCAAAAAAAAAAAAAAAAAAGUAUAGUCUUCUGAAACCAGAACGUGUGAGCACCUGCCGAGUACAAGGCACCAUGUGGGGCAGAUAAGCAGAACACUCUCUCACCUUCCCUUUACUACCCCAGCCACUGUCAACUCUUCAUUUGCAGUUUCUCUAGGAACCACACUUUCCUAUUUCUGGAUCUUUUGUCUGUUGCUGCUUCUGGACCUGAAAAUGCCUUCUCCUCCCUCCUCUUUGUUAACUGCCAACAUCACUAAUUCCUGCUCUUCCUCCAGGACCCCGCUUAGACGUCCCUCAUCUUGGGAGCCUUCCCUAAUAUACCAGGAGCAAGGUAGGCACAAGUGCUCCACUGCAUUAUGCUCCAACAGCAUUCUGUGCCAUCCCAUUAUGGCAGCAGUUACCAUAGUAGAUUGGAAUUGCCUGUCUACCUAUCCACCGCUACUAUUAGCCCCCAUACAGCAAGAAGGUCUCCUUAUUUUCUAAGCCCAGGACAAACUGCAUUUCUGUCUGUCAGGACCAUUUGUUGCACAGUCCAAGAUCAUCCCUGCAUGGACCCUUUCCAGAAAUGACUGAGGACUCAGAGUUGUAGCCUCUCAGGAUGUUAAAUAUGAAGAAACCUGUCUCUGCCCUUUGUAAACAUUAGAAGGGAAAAUUAUGGGGAAGAAUUAUUUGCCCUUUAUAAGGGAAGCGGGGUAGAGCAUCAAAGGGAACUAACAUUUAAAAAGCAUUUGCUGUAAUGUGGGAUAAAGCAAAUGAGUAAUUGUAUGAUAUUCUAAUUCUGUCAUUCCCAGUGUUGCUGAAAACCCAUACUCUCAGCAUGGAAGAAGAUAAAUUCAGAUGUUAAACUAGAAGAGAUGAAGUUAAAAUCCUAUAGUCCUGAUUUUGAAUUGCUUAUGAAUUGAUGAUGAAAUGUAUGUUUUAGAACAUACAGUUUCCUGAAGAACAGGAGGGAUAGCUGGAGAGGGGAUAGGAGGGAAGCUGGAAGGGGUUACAAAGAGGCCCAAAUAAACUUUUGGGGGUGACAGAUAUGUCUACUAUCUUGAUUGUGGUGAAUGGCUCAUGGGUGUAUACACACCUAAAUACACUUUAAAUGUGUGCAGUUUCUCAUAUGUCAAUUAUACUUCGAUAAAGCUUUGUUAAAAAACGAACAGGCCAGGCAUGGUGGCUCACACCUGUAAUCCCAGCACUUUGGAAGGCCAAGGCAAGAGGAUUGCUUGAGGCCAGGAGUUUGAGACCAAACAGGACAACAUAGUGAGACCUUGCCUCUACAAAAACAUAAAAAAUUAGUCCGAUGUGGUAGUGCAUACCUAUAGUCCUAGCUACUAGGGAGGCUGAGGUGGGAGGAUCGCUUGAGCCUGGGAGCUUAAGGCUGCCAUGAGCUGUGAUUGUGCUACUAGACUCAGCCUGGAUGAUAGAGCAAGACUGUGUCUGGGAAAAAAAAAAAAAAAAACCUGAGCCAGGUGCGGUGGCUAACGCCUGUAAUCUCAGCACUUUGGGAGGCCGAGGCGGGUGGAUUGCCUGAGACCAGUAGUUUGAGACCAGCCUGACCAACAUGGCGAAAUCCUGUCUCUACUCAAAAUGCAAAAUUAGCCGGGUGUGGUGGCAGCUGCCUGUAGUCCCGGGUACUCGCAAGGCUGAGGCAGGAGAAUUGCUUGAACCCAGGAAGCGGAGGUUACAGUGAGCCAAGAUCAUGCCACUGCACUCCAGCCUGGACAACACAGUGAGACUCUGUCUCAAAAAUAUGUGUAUAUAUUUCCUAAAACUCUGUCCACUGAAAUGACCUAGAAAUAAAGACUGACCCGGCAGCAGUGACCCAGACUGUGGUCUUGAAAUACUAUUUGCCCUAAAAGGAUCUAGGGAUCCUUGAAGAAAUGAUCAGUUCCAGGUCUAGGGCAGGAAAAUCAUGAGACCUGAAACAUCUUAUCACACUUAACACCAAGGAAGCUAUCAAAGACAAGGAUCCUGUCAGAAAGACUUGGGAGCAAACUUAGAGACAAUCCCAUUAGCUAAAAGAGAGGACCAUUUGGGCAUUAAUAAUAAUUGCCAUAUUUGAAGCACGUCAAACGUGUUCUCACCUGUAAGUUCAUAUUGUGACUUUUAAAAAACGGAUUGGUGUCUGGACGCGGUGGCUCACGCCUGUAAUCCCAGCACUUUGGGAGGCCGAGGUGGGCAGAUCACCUGAGGUCAGGAGUUUGAGACCAGCCUGGCCAACAAGGCAAAAUCCCGUCUCUACUAAAAAUACAAAAAUCAGCCAGGCGUGGUGGUGCAUGCCUGGAAUCCUAGCUAUUCGGGAGGCCGAGACACAAGAAUCACUUGAACUUGGGAGGCGGAGGUUACAGUGAGCUGAGAUCGCACCACUGCACUCCAGCCUAGGUGAUGGAGUGAGACUGUCUCAAAGAUAAAAAAGGAAAGGGGAAAGGAGGAAACUAAUUGGAUACUAGGAAACUUCCUCAUUAUUUUGAAAAUUGGUAAGUAAAUGAAUAAGCAUUUAUCAUGCCAUUCCCAUAUGAACUGUAUUACCAGGUAACCAAAUAGUAGUGGAACAGAAACUUGUCUUUAGAAACAAUCCACCUAAUAAAUUCAGAAAUAAUGAUAGACUUAAAAUAUCACCAUUUUGAAACCCCUAAUGAAUUAAUGGAUCUAGGUUGAUUAUCCAUGGCUGCUUACAUCACAAAAGACAAACAGCUAUUAAAUGCCUUUUGAUACUAGACCAUAAGACCACCUAUCAAAUAGUCUUACAAAUAAGUAAACUUGAAUGUGAUCUGAACUCUAGAUCCAACCACCAUAACAGGAAAUACAGAGGAUGGGGACAUCAUGGCAAAUGGUAAAUGACACCUAGGGGAUGCAAUCAGCAAAAUCCAGGCCAUGGAAAACUCCAGGGCAAAUGACUUCAUUUUUUUCAACAAAUAAGUUUCAAGGGAAAAAGAGAGGGGGAAUAUAUAGAUUAAAAGAGACUUAAAAGAGGACAUCGGUUGCCGAGCAUGGUGGCCCAUGCCUGUAAUCCCAGCACUUUAGGAGGCCAAGGUGGAAGAACCCCUAGAGCCCAGGAGGUGAGACCAAACCGGGUAACAUAGUGAGACCUUGUCUCUACAAAAAAAGUAAAAAUUAGCAGAGCAAGGUGGCAUACGCCUGUAGUCCUAGCUACUUGGGAGGCUGACGUGGGAGAAUUGCUUAAGCCUGGGAGUUGGAGGGUGCAGUGAGCUAUGAUCAUGCCACUGCACACUCCAGCCUAGGUGACAGAAUGAGACCACAUCUCUAAAAAGAAAAAAAAAAGACAUCAAUCAAUUACAACAUGUGGACAUUAUUUGGAUCCCAUUGAAACAAAAUGUGGCAUUUAUGAGACAAAUGGAUAUCUGAAUCUUAAAUAUUUUAUAUAUAAAAUUAUUCUAGGCGUGAUAAUAGCAUUAUGGUUAUAUUUUUUAAAGAGUUAUCACAUUUUAGAGAUAUAUACUGAAAUAUUCACAGAUGGAAUUACAAGAUUUAUGGAAUUUGUACUCAAAUAAUAUGGGAGAGAGAAAGUGGAUGGAGGUAUAGGUGAAACAAGAUUGACCAUGUGUUGAAAAUUGUUGAAGAUGGGUGAUGGGAAUAUUAUACUGUUUUACUUUUGUGCAUAUUUGAUUUUAGCCAUAAUUUUUAAAAUUAAAGGCAUCUACCAUGGACACUUCUAAGCAUAUUUUACACACUUUCAUUGUGGUCUCACUAAAGCCCUGUGAAUGAGGUACAAUUUCCCCCAUUUUCAAAUUGAGGCUCUUCUUGUUUAAAGCACCAUUACUCCUGGCUUGGGACUUCUGUUAUACAAUAUUCUCCUAGCAUUCUCUUUGCCCUUUCUCUUGCCCCUCCAAUCAGUUCUCCACACAGGAGCCCACAUACUUCAUGUGUAUUAACCCAUUUAAUUCUCACAACUCAGCGCCGAUAUUAUUCUUGGUUUUCAGAUACCGAAACUCAGGCACAGAGAGGUUAAAUAAUUUUCCCAAGACCACACAGCUAGUGAAUGGCUGAAGUGUGCUCUAUGUCUGGCUUAGUUGCUGCUCCUAUGUGUACUUAUGACAGGAAAAUAAAGUCAAGAUAUGAAUAUACAAGCCUGCCAUAUAGUGGUUUAGCAUGUCAGUUAAGAGCAUGGUCACUGGAGCCAGACUGUGAGCCUCAGGCAAGUUACUUAACCUCCUGGUGCCCCAGUUCCAUCGUGUAAAUAGGGGUGAUAAUUGUUGUGCCUCAUGGUGUCUGUGUGAGGAGUGGAUGCAUGAAUCUGUGGGAGGCACUUAGAACAGUGCCUGACACAUGGUAAGUGCAGCAUGUACUGGCUAUCAUGAUCAUUAUUGGGUGUUCAACAAAUACUCGUUCCUUUUGGCCUCUCUCCUUUAAUUUUGAAAUUAAAAUCCUCCACCAGAACCACUUGCAGUUCCCCAAAUAAGCCUCUGUGUUCCUUCUGCCUUUCCCGCCCUGCCCGAUUGACAAAUCCUCACUGAUCCAGCCCCAAGCUAAGGGCCACCAUCCCCGCAACCCCAGAGAGAGCCUCUGCUUGGUUCCCAGCUGCAUGUCUAAUCCCUCUCAUCCUGCCUUGUGUGGUGAUUAUCUCUUUCUGCAUUGUCUUCUCUACUAGACUCAUGGCUCCUUGAGGGCAGGUACCUACCUGUCUUUAUAUCCAGCAGAGACGUGGAAUUGAGCAGUGUUGAAUAAAUGCUAGUAAAAUAAACUGUCAUAGCAAGCCUCUCUUGGACACCUAUGUGCUGAAGUUAAAAAGUUUUUCAAAUUUGGACUGAAAAAAUGAGAAAGCCCAAAAUGACUAUUAAAUAUACAUGUAUGUGUGUGUAUACAUACACACAGUCAUGCACCACGUAACGAUGUUUCAGUCAGCAGCUGACUGAAUAUAUGACGGUGGUCCCAUAAGAUUAUAAUGGAACUAAACAAUUCCUAUCACCUAGCGACUCUUAGCCUUCGUAAUGUCAUAGCGUAACGCAUUAGUCACGUGUUUGUGGUGAUGUUGGUGUGAACAAAUGUACUGUGUUGCCUGCCAGUCAUAUAAAAUAUAGUACACAAUACUGGGGUAAUGGUAAUAAAUGACUGUUACUGGUUUA
Molecule: messenger RNA, 10213 nt
Organism: Homo sapiens (human)
Lineage: Eukaryota; Metazoa; Chordata; Mammalia; Primates; Hominidae
Gene: FAM227A
Product: family with sequence similarity 227 member A
Exons: 17
Coding region: 687-2288 (533 amino acids)
Source: RefSeq, marked validated